AUGCAGCACUACAGUACAAUUGAAACAGAUCUCAAUCGUCUCCGGAGUCAGUACCGAUCUUUGGAGCGAAGGCUUGAAGAGCUUGAAAUGGAUGACGAUAUGUCGGUCGUAGACAACAUGCGGAAAAGUCUGGACGAACUCAAUAAUCAGUUGGCUGAGCUUGAGGAGGAGUUCGCGAAACUUGAAGAGAGCAAUUCGCAAAAAGAGAGCGAAAUUCAAGACAUAAAUGAAGGACUACAAGCUUUGAGAGCUGAUUUUGCUGAGGUUAAAAGGAAGAUUGAGGAAUUGGAGAAUGAAGAAGAGGACAUCUUGGACAAGGCAAGGAGCAUAGAUGCGACUAUAGAUUCGGAUAAGAGAAGACUGCAACGGAUCGAAGAUUCUUUGAAAAGCAUGGAGACUUCUCGCAAAGAACUAGAAGAAGAGAAAACGAGUGCGGAAGAGAGGGUUGGUUUGCGAUACCUGUUUCUUUUUUGA
This is a messenger RNA of Cylicostephanus goldi, 474 nucleotides long. Lineage: Eukaryota; Metazoa; Nematoda; Chromadorea; Rhabditida; Strongylidae. The record is from the annotation of a GenBank genome assembly.